GCGGAGGUGCAACUGUUCAACCUCAUUCGAAUCUAAAGAGUAUCGACGCAACCAUAUUGUCAAAUCAAGCUUGUCGUUGCGAAAUGCCGUCUGUAAACUUUCGAGCUAGUGAGCUCGGGACGCCUUAUCGCGGCGAUAAGGAAGCUUACCCGGAACCGCUUCAUGCAGUCUUGACGUACUCGCGUGAGAGACUGUCAUUCCACUGAAGAAUGACAGUCAAAGAAUUCUAUUCACAACACCUCCUCAAAACAAACAACCUCGUACAAGAUAUGGACCUUUCGAGUUGACGGAAACACGUGUUUGUAUCGGCUUUCCCCAUCGUGAUAUGAUCACAGUCAGUUGAUCAGGCACGGUCAGCACCAGCGCGGAAUCGUCGGGAGCGCACACGACAAUCUGCCUUGAAGAGUUGGAGGGUGGGGUGAGACACUGGGCUGAAUCUCGAUAUCUACGAACAUAAGAAGCACGAGGGCAGGCACUUCCACAGACGCAGCAAACAUGGCGACGGAACUCAGGCAACGGAAUACGUCUGCAAAGAAAGCAGCAGUUGACACAGAGGAGAAGGUCCAAGCAGAACACCCAGGAGGGCAUAUCAAGCAUUCGGGAGCAGUGCAGAUUCUUCGACUCUUGCUGGUUGUCGUGUACUUCUUCUCGUCAUGUUGCACUAUUGUCGCAACCCAGUUCCUAGGAGUUCCUCUCUACUGGAUCAACAGAGAUUUAUACUAUGCCUACAUGGCGUUGACGAAACAGUCUUUCGGGAUAUUUGUUACAACUUUGACAAACUGGUGGGCCCCUACGGUUGUGCGAAUAAGUGGUGAUGCCUCUGUGGCAGGUCAGUUGAAGAGGAGGGCAGAUGGACGAGUGGAAUGCCAUUUCCCAGAUAGAAUGGUUCUGAUUGCAAACCACCAGAUAUAUUCCGACUGGCUAUAUUUGUGGUGGAUAGCAUAUACAAACCGGCCUCACAUGCACGGGCAUAUUUACAUAAUAUUGAAGGAGUCGCUGAAGCAUAUACCCGUCGUAGGCUGGGGAAUGAGGUUCUACAGCUUCAUAUUCAUGUCUCGGAAGAUGUCCACAGAUCAACCACGACUAGCACAUCGCUUACAAAAGUUGAAGGAAGUUCAUUCAGGCCCCAUGUCUGGAACUUCUGGGCUCGAUCCAAUGUGGCUGUUGCUUUUCCCAGAAGGAACAAAUGCAAGUGAUAAUGGCAGGCGGAAGAGUACGGCAUGGGCAGAGAAACAGGGCAUCAAGGAUAUGGAGCAUGUUCUCCUGCCCAGAAGUACUGGAACAUUCUUCUGCUUGAACGAGCUGAAGGGUACCGUGGAUUACGUUUAUGACUGCACACUGGCAUAUGAAGGUGUUCCACGAGGAGAAUUCGGCCAAGACCUCUUCACCCUACGGUCCAUGUAUCUUCAAGGUCGACCACCACCAUCCGUGAACAUGUACUGGCGACGCUUCGCCAUCAAAGACAUGCCACUUGAAGACGCAGGAAAGUUUGAACUCUGGCUCCGAGAUCGAUGGUACGAGAAAGAUGCCUUCAUCGAGCAUUUCCUCGUCACCGGUCGUUUCCCAGCCUCCAAAGAAGCAACCAAUGGCGUCACGGCAGGAAAAGGUAAUGAUGAGUUUAUCGAGACAGAAGUCAAGUUGAACCAUAUUUGGGAAGUGGGCAAUAUCUUCGUUGUCCUGGCUGCCUUCGGACUUGUCGCAAAUCUGCUUGCGAAGAUGUGGAACGCGGCGCUUUAUGGAAAACAAUACUAGUAAUGGAGGGGCCGUUGGAGUAUUGAUGUGGGGUGAAGGUGGAAUAGGGUAGUGAGGUGCAUUUUUCGGAUUUCAGGCGCGACGAUUGGAAGAUACCCAUUCAAGGACAUGAUGUUUAUGUAUGGUUCCCCCUUUCCUUCGAUCAGUGGAUUUUACAUGGUAGGCAAACAGAGGGUCAGACGGACGGACAGGUAUGGGUGGUAGUUCGGACGGGGCUUACUUUCAUAAUUCCUAUGAAGAAUAUAAAAAUUGUAUGGGACAGGUGGGAGCCACUGAAAUUCUGCAUUUCUCUCUACUAUUCCGAGUCUUUUCUUCUCAUGAAGCUUGUAUGAAGAUCAAACACAUGCCAAGCACUGUUUUUGCUUUUCAAUUUCCCCUUACAUCCUCAGUGCCUUCGCCCAGUCCUGAGCACACUUCACCAAACCCUUCCAAAGUUAUCAUCGGCCAAGGAACUCACACGUAUACUUCCUCCCCAACUAAAUUGAAGGUCCUGAGUCUUCACAGAACUGUCGGAUGUUCGCUUAGCUUUUGUCAUCAACACUCUUCAACUACUUGGCCAAAUCCUUCUCGACUUGAUCCACAAAGUUCUGCAGUACGCGGAAAGAGGAUUUAAGAUGUCUCUAAGCCUUUCCAUAAUUACACUCUACCGUAGUCUUGCCCGCAAACACGAGUGGCGAGCUAAUCUCCUUUUGUUUACAUAAUGCGGGGUGUGAGGUAAAUACAGAAUCGAGUGUCGCGGCUCACUGUCCUAGUAUUUUCGGCGGCAAUUCUAAAUGUGUUGUUGUCACUUCAAUUAUUGUUAUCAAAAAACAACUCGUACUUCAAGCUAG
Messenger RNA from Cadophora gregata, 2582 nucleotides. RefSeq lists its product as uncharacterized. The coding region runs from base 496 to 1752 and encodes 418 amino acids. Gene Ontology annotation, molecular function: acyltransferase activity. NCBI's taxonomy places the organism in Eukaryota, Fungi, Ascomycota, Leotiomycetes, Helotiales, Ploettnerulaceae. Gene Ontology annotation, cellular component: endomembrane system. The record is from RefSeq and is a predicted model, not a curated record. The transcript has 4 exons.